UAUUGCGGUGAUCCGGGUCUUCCACCCGACGCCACGCUUUACAACGUAAACACCGGUCGUAUUCGUUACCACUCGGGAGAAGUGGUCCGAUACCGGUGUAGUCCUGACUUUCAUACGUUCAGUCAAACCAGAAAAUGUGUUUCCGGCCGUUGGGUCGGAGAGAUGGCCCGAUGUGAAAACCCAUUACUAUUUGCCAACUCCUUUCACGCCAGUCGUCACGAAUCGGGUCCCAUAACAGUGAACGGCUCGUCGUGUUAUAUCUGGAAAUUCAAACUCCAGAGGCCGACAAUCAUACCAUUCCUAACCAUAGACUUCGCCACUCAACUCAACCCAAAGGAGACAAUCAACGCAUCGGUCGACGACUUUAACGUCACUUCAAUGCGAACCGAAGUGUUAAUUGUGGAGCCAUUCGUGAGUCCGUAUAGAAUUUGUCGGCGAUUAAGUAAAUCGGAUUUCCUUAACGGCGAUCCCAUCACUAACUCAACGUAUUUGUUGAGUGGAUAUUAUUUUCGUUGCGAUAAUAUCGGUGAAAAUGAGUACAAACUCGAGUCGAAGAGAGUGUCGCAAACAUUUUUGGUUCAAACCCGGACUCAGUAUAAACGAGACGUCCAUUUAGUGGCCGUAUUUUUGGCCACACAUAAGAUCGAUCACAAAACCGAUAAACCCGAGUGCGGCAAACCUGAGACUGUAAGCACUGGUGUUAACUUUCGGGAAUCAAAUUUAGGUUUAUCUCAGUUUCAGUUUCAAUGCAACGAUUCAUUCAGUGAUGUGACGCCAAACAGACUCCAAACCCACUCUCCUGUCACCACAUCAGCCGGAAAUCCGUGGUAUUCAAUGAAUUGUACAAUCAAUGGCUUCUUUGAGGGCCAGUUCCCGGUCUGUGUGCCGAAGACUCAGUGCCCGGGAAUUGAGUACUUGGAAGAGACCAAAGACCCGAGUGUUGUCAUUGAAUCCCUAGAAAACGUUUUCUACUUGAAUGCUAGUCAUUGGGUGCCCACAGAGUAUAGUCAUGUGAACUAUGGCUGUAUAGAUGCCGAGCAUAUAGUUAUUGGCAGACUUUCCAGGAUUUGCCUGAAGGGCGGCAUUUGGAGCAGUAAUGUACCGAAAUGCUCGGCUUAUGUAACACCAGAUUCGCUGAGCCCAGUGGCACAGUCUCCGUGGACUACAUCGGUUUACGCGGACGUGAAGAGCAGUAGUAUUUACUACAUCUACGAUGACUGCGAGACCAGUACUUCUGGGGCCCGGUUUGGGAGUCGACCAAACAAUAGGGUCACCAGAAAAAGCCAUCCAAAAUAUAAAUAUGAUGCCGAGUACAUUGAUUUUGAGGGCUCAUCCAGCGUGGACAAUUCCGAACCAUUGUACAUCCCUAUACUACCGCCCACU
Medioppia subpectinata is the source of this 1383-nucleotide messenger RNA. Lineage: Eukaryota; Metazoa; Arthropoda; Arachnida; Sarcoptiformes; Oppiidae. The record is from the annotation of a GenBank genome assembly.